Messenger RNA from Amorphotheca resinae ATCC 22711, 988 nucleotides. RefSeq lists its product as hypothetical. NCBI's taxonomy places the organism in Eukaryota, Fungi, Ascomycota, Leotiomycetes, Helotiales, Amorphothecaceae. Gene Ontology annotation, molecular function: oxidoreductase activity. The transcript has 3 exons. The record is from RefSeq and is a predicted model, not a curated record. Bases 101 to 988 code for a protein of 295 amino acids.
CUCUUUUCAAAUCGAGUUACCUAUCCAUUGUUUGAAUCAUAUCUCAUAGAAUUCCUUAACUACGGCUUAGACGCAUUUUGAUUUCUGAAUUUAUCUCACAAUGUCUAAAUACGACACUGAGCUUAAAGAUUUCCCCAAUAUUUUUUCCCUCAAGGGCAAGGUAGUAGUCGUCACCGGAGGAUCAAGAGGUCUGGGGCUGCACGCAGCAUCUGGAUUCCUGCAAGCAGGUGCUUCAAAAGUUUAUAUCACAUCCCGCAAAGCCGCUGCCUGCGAGGCUGCCGUCAAAGCUCUCAAUGCGCUCCCCAACCUUGCUCCCGGCGCGAGAGCGAUUUCCGUCCCUGCCGACAGUUCGAAGUUUGAGGGCGUGGAGCACUUGGUUAAAGAAGUAGCCAAGACCACAGACCAUGUAGAUGUCUUGUUCGCGAAUGCCGGUGCUACAUGGGGAGAGUCAUUUGAUACACAUCCUGAUGCGGCGUUCGCCAAGGUCAUGGAUUUGAACGUCAAGAGUGUUUUUAAUACUAUUCGAUUGUUUGCGCCGAUGCUGCAGAAGAAUGCUACAGUUGAGGAUCCAUCAAGAGUUAUCAUCACGGCAUCCAUAGCAGGUAUUGGAAUUGGUCCUCUGGGAAAGAAUGCCACGUUUGGAUACUCAGCCUCCAAAGCUGCAGUCAUUCAUCUUGCAAGAAAUCUGGCCGUUGAAUUGGGUCCACGACACAUCUUGACUAAUGCCAUUGCCCCUGGGUUCUUUCCAUCAAAAAUGGCUAGUGAGUUGAUUCAUCUGACGGGAGGUGCGGAUACUUGGGCGGCAAAGAACCCGAAUAAAAGAUUAGGCAAGCCGGAGGACAUUGCAGGACUCGUGGUCUUCCUUUCUAGUAGAGCAGGUUCUCAUAUUAACGGAGCAACAAUCACUGUUGAUGGUGGCGAAGUGUGGUCUCGCGGAGGCAUGGCUGAUGCUACGAGAGAGGGCGACGCUGAAAAGGCAAAGCUUUGA